AUAAGUACAUGUCCUGCUGGCGGUCUACGUUUUGUCUGUGAGAGAAGUCAUCGGGGGCAGACACGGAUCCAUAGCGGUUACCUGUGAUUGUUUUCAAAACAAACGGUGUCAUGGAGGUCAGCGCCGAGGCCAAGAGGAUCAUGGUCGUGGCUUUGGGUAAACUCUACAGCUCCCGCACGCAGCGCGGAGGACUCCGACUCCACCGGAGCCUCCUCCUGACCCUGGUCAUGAAAUCCGCCCGGGACAUUUACCAUGCGGCGCAGCCGCCUGUGGAGGAAAGCGUCGCGCCUGCGUGUGAUCAGCAGGCGGAGGUGGAGAUGAAGGAGGACCUCCAGGGUCCCCCCAGGACGCCGUCUCACCUGCCCGACGACGCACAGGCGCGUAAUUGCGCGGAAAACAAGGAGAACCUGUCCCACGACGUCAGCGCACAGCACACGCGGAAACGGCGCAGCAAAGCGGACGCAGAUCCGGACUUUCUGCCCUGCAAGAAGGCAAAGCUUGAGCACGGGAAUAGCUCCGAACAGCUCCUUCUCAGCUCUGUUUUGGUGGACUAUGUGAACUGUAGCAGUGAACUGGGGCCACCCCCGACUCCCAUCCCCCUACAGACUGCCAUCGCAGCGUGUUAGGUCACACUGGAGCCUGGGAUGCCCUUAGGUGGAUCCGGGUGUGGAAGAAGUCCAAAAGUCCCAGUGGUGACCUGUGUGGACUGCGCUACCAGCCCAGCUAGUGCGCAGCUGGUCCACAGUCUGCUGGCCUGGUGGUGCCUUCAGCUGGACAAGUGGUGUCUAAAGGACUGGCCUUCCUAUGAACAACUAUGAUGAACUGUAUUUAUGUCGACACCUUGACAUAAACUGUUAAUUUCUAAAACAGUCCAAGAAUCCAUCUACCUCAGUAUUUAUUAAACGUUUUCUUUUUAUUUGACAGAA
This is a messenger RNA of Oryzias latipes (Japanese medaka), 926 nucleotides long. RefSeq names its product immediate early response 2a (gene ier2a). The record is from RefSeq and is a predicted model, not a curated record. Lineage: Eukaryota; Metazoa; Chordata; Actinopteri; Beloniformes; Adrianichthyidae.